Molecule: messenger RNA, 890 nt
Organism: Anopheles bellator
Lineage: Eukaryota; Metazoa; Arthropoda; Insecta; Diptera; Culicidae
Product: protein obstructor-E-like
Exons: 1
Coding region: 47-796 (249 amino acids)
Cellular component (GO): extracellular region
Molecular function (GO): chitin binding
Source: RefSeq, a predicted model, not a curated record
UGCCGCGCUUUCGAGAAGACUCAAUCGUCGCGUUCGCGUGAAAACCAUGAUCCACCGGGGCCGGGUGCUGUUUGUGGCCGCGCUGUUGAGCGCCGUGGCCCCGGACCGAUGCAGCGCCACGUUCGACGCACUGUGCGAUGGAGUUCGAUUCGCCACCUUCGCACACCCGGACGACUGCCGGCAGUAUGUGGUGUGUUUCCAGGGAAAACCGACGGUCCAACGGUGCCCGGCGGGCUACGUUUUCAAUCCGUACGUCCUGUUCUGCGUGCAGCAGUCCCAGUACGACUGCCGGCACAUACCGACGUCGACUCCGGGGCCACCGGAACCGGAGCCCAGCUCCACGACGGAGCCUUCGGUAGCCGAGGAACUGCCCACAUCUACCGCGGUGGAACCGCCGGGCUGCACCGCCGGGCCACCCAACUGGGAGUCGUUCUUCUGCGAGGACGUUCGGCGUGCCCUCGUACCCAAUCCCAUGAACUGCACCCAGUACAUCAACUGUCAAUCGAGUCCCCCGAGCAACAGCCGGUGCCGGCCGGGGACCGUCUUCAGUGACGCGUACCAGGACUGUCUGCCGGGCGACGGCCAGGCGUGUGUAAUGGACCCCGUCUGUGAUCAAUUCUGUGCCGAUCGGGCCGACGGGAGCUACCCGCACCCAUACCUGUGCAACCGGUUCCUGUCGUGCGUGCGGCGCACGGUCCGGUUCGAAUCGUGCCCGCCGUUCUUCGUGUUCAAUCCGACUGUCCGGCACUGCGUGACCGGCAACGCCGUGGACUGUUCCAGUCUGUUGACACGAUGAUAACGGAGUGGCGCAGCGACCCCGAGUGGACUCCUGCGAAAACCGUUUCUUCCAAUUCCGCAGCACGAAGCGGGCGGAAGUCUCAAUAAAUCUC